This is a messenger RNA of Paramecium pentaurelia, 1242 nucleotides long. NCBI's taxonomy places the organism in Eukaryota, Ciliophora, Oligohymenophorea, Peniculida, Parameciidae. The record is from the annotation of a GenBank genome assembly.
AUGUAUUAAAGCAAUAUAGAAGAAUAUCAAAAAUUGCCUCCAUAGAUUCAUGAACAAAUUCAUUAAAAAUACUUUUUUUAGAGAAGCCCAUUGAGUAGUAUUGAGAAAUUUUUUUAUCGAUACAUGCAUCAAGUUUAUCAGGAAAUCUAGGAUUAAUAAAUAAUAGUUAAAGAUUUUUUGAUCUCUUCCUAUAAUCCUAAUUCUAAAGAAGAAAAAGCAGCAUAAUAAUAAAUAAAAGUUUGCUUUCAUUUAAACAAAGAUAUUUGUAUUACUUUAUUUAGUAUUAAUAGUUUAUUUAAUGGGUUCUCUUAAAGAACUUUCAUAUAUGAAUGAAAAUAAUGAAAAAAAGUCACUUUAAGUAUGUGAUGUAUAUAAUGAAUAUCUCUCUCCACUUCAUUUUGAAAUAAGUUUACCUUAAACAAUGGAAGCUAUCAAUUAAUAAAAAUUAGAAUAAAAUUUUAAUCAUUAUUAUCUUGCUGAAAAAUUAAUGAUAAAUAAUAUAGAAGUACUAAAUAAGCAUAAUGUCCUUUUCAGAGAUAUAUCAGAACAAUCCUUUUCAACAUAUGUAUGUUUCAUUUAUAAAUUAAGUUUAUGAAUUAUGAUAUUAUUAAAUUAAGUGAGUCUAAUAAUUUUGCCUUUGAAACAUUAAUGGAACCUAAUUUGAUCAGAUAUUUCUCUGUGAAAAAUAAUAAUAAAAGAUAUUUUUUUGAUAAUAAUCAAAAUACAUAAUUUGACUUGACUUUUGUUGUUGGAAUUUAAUCCGAUGAAUAAUAGACUAUAAACUAAAAUAUCUAUAAAUAUUGUUUAAUGGAUGAAGAUGAUCCUAAUUAAUUAUAGGAAUAUAAUAAUACUAAAGAUUUAUUGAAAACAAUAUAAAAAUAACUUUAAAAAUUAAAAAAUGCCAUAAGAAUUAAAAUAUUUUCAUGUGAAUUUGAUGUAAUUGUUCAUCCCAACAAUGAAAAUAAUUAUAAUUUAAAUUAGGAUAAUAAAAUGGAUAUUUUUAAUGAUUACCUAUAAUAAGCUUCAUUAUAUGAUUCCAUUAUUUAAAAAUUAAAAUAUGAGAAUGAUUAAUGGACAUUGAAUCUGGAAAAAGAUAAAUUAAUAUUUUAUAAACAUGCUAAUCAUUAUCCUGAUCAUUUUUAUUUAUGUACUCAAUAGACAGCUGUAAUAAAAUGCAAAAAUGCAAAUAUAAAAAUAUCUUAAAACCACGUUGCACAAACAGAAAUUAUAUAAUAAUCAUGA